AUGAAAAUCUCUCUUCUUCUUCUCCAUCGCCUCCUCUUUCGUGAACUAGAAAGCAGGGAAAAAAAAAAGUCGAUCCAGAUCGCAAAGCUCGACGACGCCCCUCCGCUCACCGCCUUGGCCCGCCGCCGCCGCCGCCGCCUCACGCAGUCGCGGAGCGUCGCAGAUUCCGCAGUCGGAAGGCUUAACUACCGCCGCCCCCCUCGCUUGUCGGCGCCCGACCUGAUCCGGCGAGUCCGACUCCGACCAGGGGCCAGUUGCGAGCGGGGCCGACGAGAUGAUGUCGCCGAGGCCCUCUGCCUCCGCCUCACCGGAAGGAGGCGGCGGUGCCUCCACCUCCCGCUCGGUGCCCACGGCGAGUGUUUUCUAUUGGUCAGGUCAACACCGUUGCAAGUAAUUCAUAUAUUGGGAAACUUUGCUAGAAUUUGGUCUGUGUACUCCCUAUAUAAUUACCUGUCAAGUAGUGGGGAUUCAAUAGUUGGUUUCAUCUUCAGUUGCCUUGUGCCUGCUUCAGUCAUCUUCCUGGCUUUGCAGAAGCCUUGGAAAGGCCGGCCUCUGCCCAACUCACAGGUUGUUCCAACAGUUAUCAAUGGUGGAAUUCUUGCAUUGUACUUUGUAUUGUGGGGUAAAGGACUUCUUGCUUGUGGACCACUUGUUGCUCUGCUGGCGGAGUACGCUGGUGCUGUUCUUGGAGUUCUGUCAGCUGCUUUAUAUGGAAGGAAAGUUAACAUAUGGAAGAAGAUUGCUGGACUUGCUGCUAUGCUGUUAGCAUACUAUCUCUUAGCAAAUGGAUGGGCUACAAGAACACAUUCACCACUAUAUAGCUUUGGAAGUGAAUCACUGGAGAAGGGAACACAAGUUAUUGGAAUGAAAGAAAUGGUAGUUCCACUUACGGCUGGAAUUUUAUCUGCUUUGAGGAGAGUAUUAGCUCGGCGGGUAUCCCUUAAGAAUCAACUUAAAAGGCGACUUCAUGCAAUUAAUAUUGCUUCGGCUACAUGUUUUCUUUUUCCUUUUGCGAUGUGGGAUACAAUCCUGGGCUCGGCAUCUGACAGCAUAGUUAAACUGCAGUUUCCAAGCUGGACAUACUUGAGUACCGUUUUGUUCGGAAUGGUGCUUAUAUUCUAUGUUGACAAUAUUGCUGAGGAAAAAUUGCACCUGGUCUUCUCUUCUCCGAGACACUUAACGGUUUCAACAGGCUGCAUCAUUGUUUUGGAGAUACUGUACAAAAUGGAUUUCUCGCUUUUGGGCUUUCUGCUUUGUUCAGUGAUUUUAGGAUUUGGCAUUUUUGAAGCAACAUCCUUGGAGCGCUCGAAGAAGAGUCCUUUGGAGGCACAUGAACUAUCAAAUGGGUCGUUCCACAACCAGUUGCCAAUUUCAGCACUUCCAAGCUAAAAAUAUUAAAUAUGGCUAUAACAUGCGGAAACUCAUACUGUUGCAUAGCUCAAACUUGUGGUUUCCAUUCUUUUUUUCGAGGCAUCAACCACAGAUAGCUUUGGGUGUUCUGACCUGCAAAUUUUGCUUGCGAUACUCCAUUGACACUAGUAAUUGUGCUGUUCGGCCUUUCAACACCCUGUAGAUGUAUAUUCAUAUUUGUAAUGCAGUUCACUCUCUUACCCCUUGUCCAUCUUCUUCCUCUGAUUACCUGCAAUCUCUCUGUUGGUCCUCAUUUCCUUUUUUCGGCUAAUGAUGGAUUUGUAACCAAUGUUGUAAUGAACAUGCUUACCCCUACUUGUGUGUACGGGUUCCAACUCGAUUGUGUAGUGAUUUAGUAAAGCAGUCAGCAUGGCGUUCCGUUUCCACAGGUUUAGGGCCUGCAGGAAUGUUGGAGGAAAGCUAUGUUAUGUUCAUGCAAAAAAAUAUUGCUUCCCGGAAUUCUGGAUGCUUACCCUUUUCUACCUGGAUUGUCAAGCACGAGGGACAGCAUGCUUAGAUCGCGAUCUCGGAAUGCCUGGCCGUAAGAGAGUUCUGUCCAUUCCCAACCAAGGUGGCCUUCUUUUACGGGUCUGGAUUGUCUGAAGUAAUGCAGAUCAUGCGAGGAGUAUAGAAAAAAAAAAACGCCAUGAACAGAGCUAAAAUACUGUAGCCACAGUAAUUUUUGGGUGCUGUAUCAAAUACUCUACAUUACUGUAGCAGUCGAUCUGGUCUGUCUGUUCUAAUCCAACGGCAAAAAAUUGUCCAAAUUCUGAUGACUGUAGCCCUCUGCAGUAGCAGGAUCCAGAUUGUUCUUUUACUAUUCGUUUGCAAGAAUCCAGGGCAUGUUUGGUUGUCACCCUGAGUUGCAUGCCUGAGAAAAAAAUGGCGCCUAAAGGUGGCCUGAGUUCUAUGCUGGUUGCGUCGAGCACCGCCAUGACAGGAUGUAUUACCGGUCUGCAAUAACGGAAAGAACGGGAUGUGAAAUGAACAUUAGCUUAUGCUUACUAGUAUGGUCUAUUAGUCUCAUGGAC
Molecule: messenger RNA, 2441 nt
Organism: Oryza brachyantha (malo sina)
Lineage: Eukaryota; Viridiplantae; Streptophyta; Magnoliopsida; Poales; Poaceae
Product: zinc transporter 5
Exons: 11
Coding region: 1-1389 (462 amino acids)
Source: RefSeq, a predicted model, not a curated record